GGUUUCACGAACUUGGAUCGGAAUUGGAGCAGAAGUCAAAAAUAUAAUAAGAAAAAAAAAAGUAAUAUUUUUUUUUAUUUGCGCUUUGUUGAAAGGUUUACCUGAGGGGGAAACCAUAUCACUGUUUGUAAGCCGGUGUUAUAAUUAGUCGGUAGAGUUUAAACGAGACCAAGUUAUCGCUUGAUGCAUGUUAUAAACUUGUUAUUCACGCUCUUAACGCUCAGAUGUGUGUGUAGGCCUGCUAAAAUGUAAAUAUAAACGCGGGACAACACAUGCGCAAUAGAAACAGAGUGACUCCCCGUAUAUAAAGUGUUGGCGCCGGCGCGAGUCCUUCACUUUACUUCAAACUACUCCGAAAAGAAAAGCCUGAACAUACAGCAUUACAAGCCCAAUAUACAGCAUAAUGACUAGACGAAGUGGACGCCUUCAAGCUAAAAACGAAAAUGGAGCCACCCAUACAGACAAGAUAGCAAAAGUCAAGAAGGAGCAAUGCAACAGGAAGAAAGCCCUGACCAAAAUGCUAACUAGUGAAACUCAGAACCUAUGGGCUCAUGAGGGACCAUGCAAAGCUGAAGUCAUAAUUGAAACCCCUAUGGAUGGUCUUCAUGAUUCAUUUGAUCAGCCAGGCUUGUCCAAAUGUUCUAGACCAUCACCUCUGCCCCGACUCAGCUGGGGGAGUUCGGAGGACGUGUGGGUUAAGAUGUUGAGUAAAGAGAUCAAGUACAAGCACAGUAAUACCUGUCUGGAGAGGCAUCCGAGACUCCAGCCCAAGAUGAGAGCAGUUCUACUCGACUGGCUCAUGGAGGUAUGUGAGGCUUAUUUGCUUCACAGACAGACAUUCUACCUGGCACAGGACUUCUUUGACAGAUUCAUGCUUACCCAAGACGACAUGGAAAAGGAGCGUCUGCAGCUCAUCGGCAUCACGGCUCUCUUCAUCGCCUCCAAAAUUGAGGAAAUUUAUCCACCCAAGCUCACGGAGUUGGCCUACGUCACAGAUGGCGCAUGUCUUGAAGAGGAGAUCCUACAAAUGGAGCUUAUGAUGUUAAAAGCAUUAAAUUGGGACCUGUAUCCUGAAACUGUUGUUUCGUGGAUGAAGCUUUACAUACAGAUGGCCUCGGUGUAUGAUUUCACUAAUGUGCUGGUGCCGCAGUUCUCUCAAGAGACGUACAUACAGAUUACACAGCUUUUAGAUUUGUGCAUCCUGGAUAUCAGCUCACUGGAGUUUAAAUAUGGAGUGCUGGCUGCAGCUGCCUUUUGCCACUUUAUAUCUUUUGAAGUCGUACAAAAGGUAUCAGGUUUAACCUGGGAGGCAGUAGAGAGCUGUGUGAACUGGAUGGCUCCUUUUGCAGAGACCAUGAUGGGUUAUGAGAGCGCAAAGCUUAAAAGUUUUGCUAAAGUCUCUUCUGAGGACCGACACAACAUUCAAACCCACAUCAACUACCUCUCCAUGCUGCAUGAAGCACAACAAACACGCACUAUUCCCACAAAUGGCGUCUUUCCCCCUACACCACCAAGCAGCGCAGAGAAAUCCAGCACACACUGAGCCAUCAGCACACCGAGUGCUGCAAUCUGACCCGUGCUCCUCUCUUCCCUAAAGCUAAAGUCACCGGGCUGAAACAGUCUUCUUUAUGGAGCGGUUGGGAGAUUAUUAUAUUGUAUAAUGUGAAUAGGAAGGUUGACAUUUGUUUUUUAAAAAAAAUAAAAAAUAAAAAAAAAGAGAGAGAGAAGAAGAAGAAAAAAAAAAAGACUUCCAUAAACUGCUUUCCAUUUCAGCCCAAAACAGUCAAAAUAAAACUUCACUAUAGAUAGAAUUCACUAAGAUAUAAAGCACAUCCUCAGGGAUUUUAUUUGCAUCACUGUUCGAGUACAGUUUGUAAAUAAAUGUUUGAUUAUUUAAGAAGCUUAACUUUCAAAAUAUUUGAAAAACAAUGUGACCCUGGAAGAUUUAACGAUUCUAAAUUUAUGUCCACAUAUAAUGUGCAAUAUUCUUUGCUAUGUAACUACUAAAAAUGAAUUAUAAUGGUACUGUAAAAGGACCAAGUUAACAAAUGUCUUAAAAUAUUAUAAUUUUUUAAAAUUUUGCCAUCUGAACACCUGUGAACCUGAAUUUUUUUUUUUUUUUUUUUGUAAAGUAUGUGCUGUAUUCGCUGAAAUUGUACAGAUUUAACCUAUUACUGUGCUGUUGAGUUUAGCUUUAUAAAGUAACAGGUAACUGUACAUAUAUAUAUAUAUAUUUUAAAAAUACACAUGAAUAUGGAUAUAUUUUGAUCAUAGAGCAACAGUGUAUAUUUGUAAAAGAAAUAUACAGGAAAAAAUACUGGAGUUACUGAAUGUAUUUAUUUUUGUUGUUUAAAAAAAAAAUGUACAUUUUUGGUGUUGUGAAUUUACUUCAAAAGUAAAGUUUGGCCAUGGCCUGAA
Messenger RNA from Ictalurus furcatus (blue catfish), 2418 nucleotides. Its product is annotated as G1/S-specific cyclin-E2. The record is from RefSeq and is a predicted model, not a curated record. Gene Ontology annotation, molecular function: cyclin-dependent protein serine/threonine kinase regulator activity. Gene Ontology annotation, cellular component: cytoplasm; cyclin E1-CDK2 complex; nucleus. NCBI's taxonomy places the organism in Eukaryota, Metazoa, Chordata, Actinopteri, Siluriformes, Ictaluridae. Gene Ontology annotation, biological process: regulation of cyclin-dependent protein serine/threonine kinase activity; G1/S transition of mitotic cell cycle. The transcript is spliced from 12 exons. The coding region runs from base 404 to 1543 and encodes 379 amino acids.